This is a messenger RNA of Vitis riparia (riverbank grape), 2313 nucleotides long. Its product is annotated as phosphatidylinositol 4-kinase gamma 8. The transcript has 3 exons. The record is from RefSeq and is a predicted model, not a curated record. The coding region runs from base 214 to 1947 and encodes 577 amino acids. NCBI's taxonomy places the organism in Eukaryota, Viridiplantae, Streptophyta, Magnoliopsida, Vitales, Vitaceae.
GAUUCGACCUUGUUUGAUAUUCAUUUGCUCACUCUCAAUUUCAUACUCUCUCCCUCCCGUUCCUCUUCGUCUUCCUGAAUGCCUCACCCGUGUUCAGGUAAAUCGUGGCGAUCUAUGACCGGAGGAGCAGCGAGGGAUUAAUAGACAUGUCAUGGCUAAUAUUCAAGGAAAGAAUAACUCUCAGGGGAUCGUCUAAAAAGAAUAGCCCUUGGCAUGCACGCCAUUCUCACCUGCAUGAAAUUCUCCAAAAUGGCAGUAGUGGUCAAUCAACAUCAUGGUUUUAAGGCAUUCACUCGAUCUCAGAGAUGCAGGCUCCAAUCCUUUACUCACCUGGAGAACACAAUGUUUGAACUCAGCCAAACCAACCUGGCCCACUCCUUAAAGCAAGCAUUUGAAGUCGCUAAUAUUCACAAGAGCUUCUCUACCCCAUGCCUAUCCCUGGCAACUAAUUCGGAAGAAGAUUUUGAUGCUAGUCCAAGGAUUGAGAUUAUCGGUGGCCGUGGGGCCUCUAGUGUACGUGCUCUUGUUGCUGAGGUUGCAAUAGCUAUGGCAUCUGGUGCUGAUCCUGUGCGAGCAUCAACUGGGUUAGGUGGUGCCUACUUCUUGGAUGGUCAGAAGGGUAAUACCAUUGCUGUGGCAAAGCCAGUUGAUGAAGAACCUUUAGCAUUGAAUAAUCCAAAGGGAUUUGUGGGUCGGGCGCUGGGCCAACCUGGCUUGAAGCGCUCAGUUCGGGUGGGUGAAACUGGUGUUCGGGAAUUGGCUGCUUAUCUCCUUGACCAUGGUGGGUUUGCUGGUGUUCCUCCAACAGGAUUGGUCAAAAUCUCUCAUUCUGCAUUCCACAUAAAUAAUGCAGUAGAGAGUUCAACACCCCCUUUUAAGAUUGCCUCAAUCCAGCGAUUUGUAGAUCACGACUUCGAUGCAGGAGAAUUGGGUUCUUCUGGAUUCUCAGUCGCUUCAAUACAUCAGAUUGGGAUUCUUGAUGUAAGACUUCUGAAUCUAGAUCGGCAUGCAGGAAACAUACUUGUUAAAAAACAUGAACGCGAGAACUACGCUGUUGGGGCAGCUGAGCUUGUGCCCAUAGAUCAUGGGCUUUGCCUGCCCGAGUGGCUUGACGAUCCAUAUUUUGAGUGGCUGCAUUGGCCUCAAGCCUCAGUCCCCUUUUCAGAGUCUGAGGCUGAGUACAUAUCUAAUCUUGAUCCAUUCAAGGACGCGGAGCUUCUAAGGUGUGAGCUUCCCUUGCUAGGGGAGUCUUCCGUCCGGGUUCUUGUCCUUUGCACCAUUUUCUUGAAGCAAGCUGUGGCUGCUGGGCUUUGUCUUGCAGAUAUUGGUGAAAUGAUGACCCGAGAAUCUUGCAGUGCAGAACAAAAGUUGAGUGUAUUAGAGAACCUUUGUACUGAGGCUAAGGCUAGUUUGAGAAAUAUAUUCGGUUAUGAUGACGAUGGUGAUGAAAGAGAAGAUGAAAUUGAAGAAGAAAUUGAAAUGUUUCAAUUUGACAGCGAAUGUGAAAAUGGCAAGGAGGUUUUGGACCUUCCUCAACUGUUGAAUAGUCCAACUGGGGCAGCUGCCGCACCUAAAAGUCCAAGGUUUUCGAUACCAAGAUCGAAAAGUCUGGCAUCGGUUACAGCACUAUCUCCAUUGCAAGAGGAAGUUAAUCACAACAGCACUGAUGAGAAUGAUAACGACACCGACACCGACACCACACAAAAUGAUGGUGGCAGCAAUGAAGAUGAGAGCAGAGACGGUCGCAAGGUAGGAGGGUUCAUGAAGAGCAUGAGCUUCUCAGUACAAAAUCGUAACCAUGAAACAGGAGGCAUUUCGUUCGGAGAAAUGAGUGAAGUUGAAUGGAAGCUGUUCCUGGAGUGCUUUGAGAAGCUAUUGCCCCAGGCAUUCGAGGAUACAAAGAACAUGGGCUUGAGGCAAAGAUUGGGAACCUCUUGCAGGUUUUGAGCACAACAUUUUGAAGUGGAAAGAGACUAGAACAUACAUGCGCAAGUUUACUUGUGUCUAGUGUGGAGUAAAAAUGUACAUUAUCGGUCAAAUGACACUGUAGAUUGUAGAUACAAAAAUACUUUAGGCCACAAAAAUGGAAAAGUGAUGGGCAAUUUGCCAUCCAUUCCAUUUUUUUCACCUUUCAAUUCUUCUUCUUCUUUUUCUAUCAUCCUUUUACACUUAGCUUAGAGUUGGGAUUUUUUAGAGCUUUGUAGUAGAUAUUUGUCUCGUGGUACAGGAAAAUUAACAAAGUUGAUGAGAGAGAAACAAGAUCUUUAAGAGUGAGGAGCGAAUCUUGACUUUGUAAUAGAAAGGCCGCUUGAA